CCAACCCUGGGGGGCUGUACCCCAUUAGAGGCAGCUCUUGGCUCCUUCUUGAAUCUCUGUCUGCUCGGCCUAUUCACUCCCACUUCAGCCUCCACCAUGUCCCACAGGGUGAUCAAGAAGACCUACGCGGUGUCCACCACUGGCGCCCCAGCCAUUGGCUCCUCCCGGGGCUUCAGCAGCCACAGCAGCUACAGCAGCCACAGCAGCCGCGGCUUCGCCAACGGGCCUCUCAUCAGCCCCAUUUUAGGUCGGGGGAACAUGCUGGGCGCCAACAUGGGUCUGGUCGGCUACGGUGGUGUUGUAGGGGACAUCACCUCUGUCAAGGUGAACCAGAACCUGCUGACCCCCGCUCCGCACGGGCUGGACCCCGAGAUCCAGGCCGUUCGCAUCCAGGAGAAGGAGCAGAUCAAGACCCUCAACAACAAGUUUGCGUCCUUCAUCAACAAGGUGCAGACCCUGGAGCAGCAGAACAAGGUGCUGGAGACCAAAUGGAAUCUCCUGAAGCAGAAGAAGACAUCCCGGAGCAACAUGGACCAGAUGUUUGAGAGCUACAUCAACAACCUUCGGCGGCAGCUGGCCACACUGGACCAGGAGAAGGUCAAGCUGGAGGCGGAGUAUGGCAACAUGCAGGUGCUGGUGGAGGACUUCAAGGCUAAGUAUGAGGAGGAGAUCAACAAGCGCACAGAGAUGGAGAAUUCUUUUGUCCUCCUCAAGAAGGAUGUGGAUGAAGCUUACAUGAACAAGAUUGAGCUGGAGUCCCGCCUGGAAGGGCUGACCGAUGAGAUCAACUUCUACAGGCAGCUGUAUGAAGAAGAGAUCCGUGAGAUGCAAUCCCAGAUCUCGGACACGUCCGUGGUGCUGUCCAUGGACAACAACCGCUCCCUGAACCUGGAUGGCAUCAUCGCCGAUGUCCAGGCCCAGUAUGAGGCCAUCGCCCAGAGGAGCAAGGCCGAGGCCGAGGCUACGUACGAGAGAAAGUACCAGGAGCUGCAGAUUCUGGCCGGGAAGCACGGGGAUGACCUCCGUGUCACGAAGACAGAGAUAACUGAAAUGAACCGGAGCAUCAGCAGAAUCCAGAAUGAGAUUGAGGCCUACAAAGCCCAGAGAGCUUCUCUGGAGACCGCCAUCACUGACGCCGAGCAACGCGGGGAGAUGGCCAUCAAGGACGCCAAUAUCAAGCUGGCGCAGCUGGAGGAGGCCCUGCAGAAGGCCAAGCAGGACAUGGCGCAGCAGCUGCGCGAGUACCAGGAGCUCAUGAGCGUGAAGCUGGCCCUGGACAUAGAGAUCGCCACCUACCGCAAGCUGCUGGAGGGCGAGGAGAACCGGCUGGAGUCUUCGAUGCAGAACCUGAGUAUCCAUACCAAGACCAGCGGCUACUCAGGUGGGAUGAACGUGGCCUAUGGGGGCCUCGUGAGCCCUGGCUUCGGCUAUAACGCCAUCCAGCACGGCUUUGGCUCUGGGGGGGCCGUCACAAUCGGCUCCUCCAAGGCUGUGGUUGUGAAGACGACCGAGACCCGAGAUGGAAGGCUGGUGUCCGAGUCAUCUGAUAUUCUGUCCAAGUGAACAGCCACUGCCAGCCCGCCCAGCCUCACCCCAGUGCCGUCUAAGAUGUGUGAAGGGAGCAUUGGGAACAGGAGAUGUGUUGGCUCACCCUUGGGAAGUCUGGGGUACCCCCCUCAUGCCCAUGCUCCCCACUAAAAAUUGUUGGCCAAGUUUUUUUGCCAAAAUAAAAUUUCAGCUCGCUCUGUCU
This is a messenger RNA of Talpa occidentalis (Iberian mole), 1750 nucleotides long. RefSeq names its product keratin 8 (gene KRT8). The transcript is spliced from 9 exons. NCBI's taxonomy places the organism in Eukaryota, Metazoa, Chordata, Mammalia, Eulipotyphla, Talpidae. The record is from RefSeq and is a predicted model, not a curated record. Gene Ontology annotation, cellular component: keratin filament. The coding region runs from base 97 to 1563 and encodes 488 amino acids.